AUGGGUAAAAGAGGCGGUAAGAAGUUUGGCCGAGGUGGUCGAGGUGGCGGCGGUCGUGGCGGCGUCCGUCGCGACGACAGCUGGCAGCAGAUUACCAGAUCGAACGAGAAGUUCGAGACUUACUACAAUUUGCCAGAAUUCCUCCCAGAAGAGGAGAAGGAGGAGUUUUGGACUUAUCUGAGACGGGAUCUUCCUAACAGCUUCCGUUUCACUGGCUCGCGUGGCCAUGCGCUUGCUGUCCAGAAGCGACUUCGGGACUUUUACAUUCCUGAGAUCACCUCUAUCAAAUAUGAGGGCGAAUUCGUCGAGCCCCCGCGCCCAGUCUCGUGGUACCCGGAUCAGCUUGCUUGGUGGAUGAGUACCCCCAAGCAGGUUAUUCGCCGCUUCGGGCCUUUUUCUUCUUUCCAGAAGUUCCUUGUCGCCGAGACCGAGGUCGGAAACAUUAGUCGACAGGAAGUCGUCAGCAUGAUUCCCCCCCUUCUCAUGGAUCUGCGUCCUGGUAUGACAUGUUUGGACAUGUGCGCUGCCCCCGGUAGCAAGUCCUGCCAGCUGAUGGAAAUGAUUCAUGCUGGAGAGGAGGAGUCUGUUGUGGAGGUUGGCAAGCAGGUCAAGGCAGGAACUGCUGCUCCUGAGCCUAUCGGUCCUGAGGGAUUGAAUGACGAUGGUCGUACCAGUGGUCUAUUGAUCGCCAACGACAGUGACUACAAGCGUGCGCACAUGCUUAUCCACCAGAUGAAGCGUCUGAGCUCGCCCAACUUGAUUGUCACAAACCACGAUGCUACUAUGUACCCAUCCAUCAAGCUUCCUCCUCAUCCCGCCGAGGAUGGUAAGCCCCAGCGCGGCCGAUACCUCAAGUUCGACCGUAUUCUUGCCGAUGUUCCUUGCUCCGGUGAUGGUACUGCCCGCAAGAACUACAAUGUUUGGAAGGAUUGGAACCCCGCCAACGGCCUGGGACUGCACACCACACAGGUGCGUAUCUUAGUUCGUGCCUUGCAGAUGCUUAAGGUUGGUGGACGUGUUGUCUACUCUACCUGUAGUUUGAACCCCAUUGAGAACGAGGCUGUUGUUGCCGCUGCCAUUGAGCGCUGCGGUGGCGCUGUCAACGUCAAGAUCAUUGACUGCAGCAGCGAGCUUCCCGGCCUGAAGCGCAAGCCUGGUCUGAAGGACUGGAAGGUCAUGGACCGUGAAGGUCGCAUUUGGACCAGCUGGAAGGAAAUUGAGGAGCAGAGAGAUUCACAGGGCAUUGAGGGUCUGGCUAGAUUCUCUCCCAGUCUGUUCCCUCCCACUGGCGAGACCGCUGAUUUGCCCCUCGAGCGCUGCAUGCGUGUUUACCCCCACCUCCAGGAUACCGGUGGUUUCUUCAUCACUGUCCUCGAAAAGGCAGCUGAGAUUAAGGCCAAGCCUGAGGACAACAUCAAUGUCAUCGCUAAGAUGCCCAAGACACCAGUGGCUUCUCUCGUCACGGAGCUUGAUUCUCGCAAGAAUGGCGAGAGCGAGCCCUACCAGAAGCUGGACUCCCUCGAUGGCGUUGCCGAGCUUGACCCGGAGACCAAGGAGGAUCUUGCGAAGAACGAGUCCGUGGCCGAAGCAACCAACCAGCCACCCUACUCUGUGACUCUUGAUUCAUCUGAUGCUACCCUGAAGCGUGGUGCUGAUGAUGCCGAGGAGGUUCUUCCAGCCAAGAAGACCAAGCUUGAUGACGGUACUGAGGUCCUUGUUGGUGACCGCCCGGUUCACAAGCCCGGCCCUGUUCAGGCCGAGCAGUCUGGUGACAGCACUCCUGCCGCUGCACCCAUUUCAGACAAGCUUCUGAAGAAGAAGCAGCCCCAGGAGGAUCCUUACAAGUACCUGGAUCCUAACCACCCCGAGCUUGGACCAAUCUACGACUUCUACCAGUUGUCCGAGCGAUUCCCUCGCGAUCGAUUCAUGGUGCGCAAUGCUGAGGCCAACCCGGUACGAACAGUUUACUACACCAGCCCCUUGGCCCGUGAUAUCCUCAUCAUGAACGAGGGCUCAGGUAUCAAGUUCGUUCACUGUGGUGUGAAGAUGUUCGUGAAGCAGGAUGCUCAACGCGAGAAUGUGUGCCGCUGGCGUAUCCAGACCGAUGGAUUGAAGAUCAUUGAGCCCUGGUUGGGCCCCUCUCGAUCCGUCUUCUUGACAAACAAGCAGACCCUGCGCAAGCUUCUCGUUGAGAUGUUCCCCAAGCUCAAUGAUAACGGCUGGAAGAACCUGGGCGAAAUUGGCGAGCAGGUUCGCGAUAUCCCCAUGGGCUGCAGUAUCCUCCACGUUGAGCCCACCGAAGAGGAGGGUGGUUUCACUGAGCGUAUGGUUCUGCCUCUCUGGCGUUCUCUGUACUCCUUGAACCUCAUGCUUCCCAAGGAGGAGCGCCGCGCCAUGCUGCUGCGUCUUUACAACGAUCAUACCCCUCUCAUCAACUCGACACAGAAGAACCAGAAGGCCGAAGCUGCUAACCAAUCUACUCCGGAAACCAGUACUGUGGAGACCCCUGUUGAUGCUGAGGACGCAGCUCUGAAGAGCGAGAACCUUCAGCUUGGACAAGAUGAGCAGGAGCAUGUUGACAGCCGCGAGACCUACAACAAGGCCGAUGGUGAGGAGGACCGCUUCAACACCACUGUUUAG
This is a messenger RNA of Penicillium malachiteum, 2640 nucleotides long. RefSeq names its product tRNA (cytosine-C5-)-methyltransferase. Bases 1 to 2640 code for a protein of 879 amino acids. The transcript has 4 exons. The record is from RefSeq and is a predicted model, not a curated record. Gene Ontology annotation, molecular function: tRNA binding; tRNA (cytidine-N5)-methyltransferase activity. NCBI's taxonomy places the organism in Eukaryota, Fungi, Ascomycota, Eurotiomycetes, Eurotiales, Aspergillaceae. Gene Ontology annotation, cellular component: nucleus; cytoplasm. Gene Ontology annotation, biological process: tRNA methylation.